AUGCCACCACUUGAAACAUUUCCAAAUUUAACUUUCGUUUGCCUUGAAAUUUUAAUAAAUUCGUCCAAAGUGUUGUUAAACAUUACAUUUUUUUUAAAAUGGAAAACAACAGACAACAAAACCUCUUCACUUCGUCGUUCUGCAGAGGAUGAUGAUGAAAUAAUGACAAUGCAAGAGUUGGAAGAUGAGCAUUUACUUUUGAUAAAGAGCAUGAUUUUAUUCGAUGAAUUAUAA
Messenger RNA from Funneliformis caledonium, 234 nucleotides. Lineage: Eukaryota; Fungi; Glomeromycota; Glomeromycetes; Glomerales; Glomeraceae. The record is from the annotation of a GenBank genome assembly.